AUGGAUAUUCAAUGCAAUCCAUUGCACAUAUUCUUCUUUCCAUUCAUGGGUCAUGGCCAUAUGAUACCUGCCAUUGAUAUGGCCAAACUCUUUGCUUCAAAAGGUGUUAAAACCACCAUUGUCACCACACCUCUCAACAAACCCACCAUCUCCAAAGCCAUUCAACACUUCAAAAACCAUUCCAACAAUAUUCAUAUUCAAACCAUCAACUUCCCUUGUGUAGAAGUUGGUUUACCCGAAGGAUGUGAGAAUCUUGAUCUAGUCCCUUCACCUCUUGAAGCUCCUGCAUUCUUUAAGGCUACUAGAUUGAUGCAAGAGCCCUUCGAAGAACUAUUGCUUCAGCAACAACCACAUGCUAUUGUUGCUGAUAUGUUCUUUCCAUGGACAACUGAUUCCGCUGCAAAACUCGGAAUUCCUAGGAUUGUCUUCCAUGGUACUAGUUUGUUUUACCUCUGUGUUUCUCAGUGUUUGAAAAAACACGAGCCUUACAAAAAUGUUACUUCUGAUACAGAACUGUUCUUGAUUCCUGAUCUUCCUGGUAAUAUCAAAAUGACAAAUUUGCAGAUGCCAAGUCCAGUCACCAAAGACGAUCCAGUAAACCAAGGGUUUGCGAAAAUAUUUAGAGAAAUAAGGGAAUCCGAGGAGAAGAGUUAUGGUGUUAUUGUUAAUAGUUUUUAUGAGCUGGAAGGUGUUUAUGCCGAUUUUUACAGCGAAGUAGUCGGAAUAAAAAACUGGCAUAUAGGUCCAUUCUCAGUUCAGAAUAGAGAUAAAGAGGAAGAAAUAACAUCAUACCGUGGAAAAGAAGCAAGUAUUGACAAACACGAGUGUUUAAAAUGGCUUGGCACAAAAGAUGUCAACUCAGUUGUUUACUUGUGUUUCGGAAGUACAACACACUUUCUGGAUUCUCAGCUUCGAGAAAUUGCGAUAGGACUUGAAGCAUCAGGGAAAGACUUUAUCUGGGUUGUGAGGAGAAAGAAAGAAGAGGUGGAAGAAUGGCUACCAGAAGGAUUUGAGGAGAGAAUGGAAGGAAAGGGAUUGAUUAUAAGAGGUUGGUCACCACAAACAUUGAUUCUUGAGCAUGAAGCAAUUGGUGCAUUUGUGACACAUUGUGGAUGGAACUCAACUUUAGAAGGAGUUGUAGCUGGUGUGCCUAUGGUUACUUGGCCUGUGGCUGCUGAGCAGUUUUAUAAUGAGAAGUUGGUGACUGAGGUGCUUAAGAUUGGUGUACCUGUUGGAGUUAAAAAAUGGGUUCGAUUUUAUGGAGACAAGAUUGAAAGUGAUGCAGUGGAGAAAGGUGUGAGGAGGGUUAUGGAAGGGGAUGAAGGAGAAGAAAUGAGGAAUAGGGUGAAAGUGCUUGCACAAAAUGCUAAGAAAGCUGUGGGAGAAGGUGGAUCUUCUUACUCUCAAUUGAAUGCUUUACUUGAGGAGUUGAGUUCAGUUAGAAAAUGA
This is a messenger RNA of Lathyrus sativus (Indian pea), 1449 nucleotides long. NCBI's taxonomy places the organism in Eukaryota, Viridiplantae, Streptophyta, Magnoliopsida, Fabales, Fabaceae. The record is from the annotation of a GenBank genome assembly.